AUGGGCAAGACCUUUGAGAAAAUCAGGCUUUGUUCGGUUGGCAAGCUCCAGGAUGUAGACAAGAUCCCCCAGUGGGUACGAGCCAAUGGUGGCGACUACACGAAGAACGUUGACAGCAGAACAACACAUCUUGUCACCACAAAAGAAGCUUACAAGCAAAAUCUUGAAGUAGUCAAAGAGGCCAAGAGUUUGAAAAAUGUCAAGAUUGUGUCUUUUGACUGGCUUGAGGAUUCCCUACUUUCUAAAACACGCCGGCCACUCAAGGAGACUCCGUAUCUCUGGUCAAACCUCAUAUCGGGAACGAAAACGAAUGAAACAAGCCCCCAGUCAGCGGUGUCAAAGUCGCCGAAAAGAAUAUGGGAUCCAUUUCUUCCAUCACCGAAAACGGGUACUAAGGGAUCUAAGGGAACAAAGCGAGGCCGAGUCUAUCAAGAACCCGACAAUGGAGAUCUCUGGAAAGCAACUCUCGUGCGAUCUUGCAAAACCCCACGUCAACGAGAGAAGUACCAGCUGGCAAUCAUGCAGUCAUUUGCCAAACAACCCAGCUACAGCACGUACGCAAAGUACAGCCAGGUUGGCACGUCGAAAGUCCAGCUCCUCUUACCCGCGCAGAAGAACCUCUCCGCAGCGAUGAAAGCCUUCGCUGAGUUCUUCAAAGAGAAAACAGGCAAGGAAUGGCAGACUCGAGCCGAUGGAAAGAUGCCGCCGGCGAAAUGUAGUGAGGAUGGAGAGCCCCUACCUCCCCAUGAGGGUUGGUACACGAUGGAGAUCCGCGGAAACCUUUUUACGGAUUACCUGAAGAGCUACCGGGAGCCCAGUGACCUGAAGAAUUUCGAGGUUCAGGAUAAAGUCAAUCCGUUGCCCGAACAGCCUACCAGCACCAGUGCGGAAAAGAGCCUAGACACCGAGGGACUUAGCGAGGGUCAUGCUUUGCUGGAAUCGCUCAUAUUGAUGGAGUUUGGGUCAUCUAUUAGGGAUGAGCCAGAGGGAAAGAGUACAGUAAAAGGGUCUUCUCAAAUUGUUGCAGAUGAGGUAGUUGAGAAGCCUCGAUAA
This is a messenger RNA of Penicillium manginii, 1053 nucleotides long. RefSeq names its product BRCT domain protein. The coding region runs from base 1 to 1053 and encodes 350 amino acids. NCBI's taxonomy places the organism in Eukaryota, Fungi, Ascomycota, Eurotiomycetes, Eurotiales, Aspergillaceae. The record is from RefSeq and is a predicted model, not a curated record. The transcript is spliced from 5 exons.